This is a messenger RNA of Carassius auratus (goldfish), 3046 nucleotides long. RefSeq names its product DEAD-box helicase 17 (gene ddx17). The record is from RefSeq and is a predicted model, not a curated record. Lineage: Eukaryota; Metazoa; Chordata; Actinopteri; Cypriniformes; Cyprinidae. The transcript is spliced from 13 exons. Gene Ontology annotation, molecular function: RNA helicase activity; ATP binding; nucleic acid binding. Bases 316 to 2322 code for a protein of 668 amino acids.
UAAACGGGGCGGGCCCAAUUGCCUAGUUGUAGGCGACAUUUUACUACACCGAGAACGCACGAAGAUGUUGUUUUAGCGCAAAGCUGGCAUACUUUUCGCGGGGUUGUUCGUUAAAGUCAUUAUGUAAGGAUUUGCACGCAAAAUCUGCACCCUAACUUUGUCUAAAACACCCUCAUUCAACAUAUUACAUCUUUACCGAUUUCAGAAAUACACAUUUCCACAAACCAGGUAGGACCAGCGUUAACUACUUCGUUUUGUUCUGGAGGAAACAGUGAUCAUUCUGCCGGGGUCUUACUUUACAGCAAGGUUAACGAGAUGAGAGGCAGUUCAUCAUAUGGAGACCGAGACAGAGAUCGAGGACGGGACAGGGGGCCUCGCUUUGGAUCCAGUCGAGUUGCCCCACCUCCACCCAAGAAGUUUGGGAAUCCAGGAGAUCGGCUGAGGAAGAAGAAAUGGGACCUUGAUCAGCUACCCAAGUUUGAGAAGAACUUCUACAGUGAACACCCAGAGGUUCAUCACAUGAGUCAGUAUGAUGUGGAAGAAUUUUGCCGGAAGAAAGAGAUUACCGUCAGAGGCUCUGGCUGUCCAAAGCCUGUCACCAGCUUCCAUCAAGCUCAAUUCCCUCAAUAUGUGAUGGACGUGCUGCUGCAGCAGAACUUUAAGGAGCCCACUGCUAUCCAGGCUCAAGGUUUUCCUUUGGCUCUCAGUGGCAGGGACAUGGUGGGCAUUGCUCAGACCGGCUCCGGAAAAACACUGGCAUAUCUGCUGCCUGCCAUAGUGCAUAUUAACCAUCAGCCCUACCUGGAGAGAGGGGAUGGGCCCAUUUGUCUUGUGUUGGCACCAACACGUGAAUUAGCCCAGCAGGUGCAGCAAGUGGCUUAUGACUAUGGCAAGUCAUCUCGGAUCAAGAGUACCUGUGUGUAUGGUGGAGCCCCUAAGGGUCCACAGAUCAGAGAUUUAGAAAGAGGUGUUGAAAUCUGCAUUGCCACACCUGGCCGUCUGAUCGAUUUCCUGGAGGUAGGAAAAACCAACCUGCGCCGUUGCACCUACCUAGUGCUGGAUGAGGCUGAUCGUAUGUUGGACAUGGGAUUUGAACCCCAAAUCCGCAAAAUUCUUGACCAAAUUAGACCUGACAGACAGACUCUCAUGUGGAGUGCUACCUGGCCUAAAGAAGUUCGUCAGCUGGCUGAAGAUUUCCUCCAUGACUAUGUCCAGAUCAAUAUAGGAGCUCUAGAACUGAGUGCAAACCACAACAUCCUGCAGAUAGUGGAUGUCUGCAUGGAGAAUGAAAAAGACAUGAAGCUGAUUCAGCUUAUGGAGGAAAUCAUGGCUGAAAAGGAGAACAAAACCAUCAUCUUUGUCGAGACAAAGAAACGUUGUGAUGAACUUACUGGGAGGAUGCGAAGAGAUGGGUGGCCUGCAAUGUGUAUUCAUGGUGACAAGAGCCAACCAGAGAGGGACUGGGUAUUAUCAGAGUUCCGCAGUGGAAAAGCUCCAAUUCUGAUUGCUACUGACGUUGCCUCACGGGGUCUGGAUGUGGAGGAUGUUAAAUUUGUCAUCAACUAUGACUAUCCAAACUCUUCUGAGGAUUACGUUCAUCGCAUUGGGCGCACAGCCCGCAGCACCAACAAAGGUACAGCCUAUACCUUCUUCACACCUGGGAACCUUCGGCAGGCUCGUGAUCUGGUCCGGGUUCUUGAGGAGGCUAGACAGGCCAUCAACCCCAAACUACUGCAGCUGGUGGACACAGGCCGUGGGGGAGGGGGAGGUGGAAGGAUGCGUUAUCGUGGCAACAACUCAACCUCAAAUAACCCCAACAUGAUGUACCAGGAUGAAUGCGAUCGCCGCAUGCGCUCUGUAACCGGAAGUAACAAGGGCAGCCGCAGCAACAACUUGAGCCGUGAUGGAAGGUCAGGUGGGAGCAGCCGUGACGACCGUAUGUCCUCCUCUUAUAGAGACCGCAGCAGGGAUGGACGAAACAAUUACAACUCAGGACCCACCUACAACAGUGGAGGAGGUGACCAAUUCCAGAGCUGUGGGGGCGGAGGAGGGGGGCAGUAUGGCUCCCGAGGGGGAGGCACACAUCCGAGUGGGGGUGGUAGUGGUAGUGCUAGUGGGGGUGCAGGAGGGCAAGAUCAGGCUGGACCUCCCCAAGUUCUGUUUGGAGCACCUCCACCACCAACUCAGCCUGGGCCAGGUCCACAGCCACUCAUGGCACAGCAGUUCCCUCCUCCACCGCAGCCUAUCAUGGGGUUCAUGGGUUCUGGGCCAUACCCAUUUGCCUCACCACCACCACCCCUUCCUCCCCCUCCUAGAAAGUAACAUCCAGAGGCUUUACGAUCUUCAGGUUUUUUUUCUUUUCUUGUUGUAAUAGUAACCUACUGUUUCCAGUCUGAACUUUUGAAUAUAGUUAUGUGAUACAUGGUGUGCUCUUUAUUUUCUGUUGUGUUGUUGUAGAAAAGGAUGGCUUUGCAUUUAAUCAAGCCAGUGGUCCAGGGUCUUGAGUGAAGGGCUUCUGGUCCAAUACAAUGCUUUUGAGUUCUGUGGUUCUCAAAUCUGUUUCCCAAAAGUUAGAACAAUCGUUAGAUAUCUUGACUUUUUUUGUGCAUCUUCCCAGGUAAAAAGGGUUAAUCUUUUGAUUAGUUUGUCAGUACUUUUUAAUGAUUAUUGAUAUUUUAAGUACUUAACAGAUUUGCAUCCUCCAGUGUUAUCAGUCUCAGACUUGCAGAAUAAUUAAUAGAUGGAGAUUUAGUUUUUUGUAGUUAUUUCCAACUUUUUACCUUAGUAUAUCACCAGGCUAUUAGUAUGCUUCAGUAUAUCAAACUAUACCCAAUGCAAAUGCUUAAUUAUACCAUUGUAUGCAUUACUAUGUAUGCCUAUGAUCAGGCAUUACAGACAGCUACUUCUUGGGAUCCUGAACAGACUCAGAGGAAUCAAAUUUGUUCACAAGACCACCUCUCUGAUUGGAAGGGACCUGGAAAUAAAUAUAAAUUCUUUUUGUAUAAUCACUUUGUUUUACAAGUUUUAAUAAAAGAGUUCAAUUCAG